This is a messenger RNA of Chaetomium globosum CBS 148.51, 96 nucleotides long. RefSeq lists its product as uncharacterized. The transcript has 3 exons. The record is from RefSeq and is a predicted model, not a curated record. NCBI's taxonomy places the organism in Eukaryota, Fungi, Ascomycota, Sordariomycetes, Sordariales, Chaetomiaceae. Bases 1 to 96 code for a protein of 31 amino acids.
AUGGCAAUAUAUCUCAAGUGGCCAGAGAACCAGGGUCAAGAUUCAGGGUCAUUUCUUAGGGUGCAGCAAAACCACAAGUGUGAUUCACCGUGGUAG